This is a messenger RNA of Bufo gargarizans (Asiatic toad), 1901 nucleotides long. RefSeq names its product leucine-rich repeat, immunoglobulin-like domain and transmembrane domain-containing protein 1. The transcript has 3 exons. Gene Ontology annotation, molecular function: protein binding. Bases 306 to 1643 code for a protein of 445 amino acids. The record is from RefSeq and is a predicted model, not a curated record. Gene Ontology annotation, cellular component: plasma membrane. NCBI's taxonomy places the organism in Eukaryota, Metazoa, Chordata, Amphibia, Anura, Bufonidae.
GGUGUGUCCUGCCCAAACUGUCGCCCUCUUGUCACAUGGAUCCCUCCUCUUUUACUCUUUAACCCCAUCCUCGCUAUAUGAAGCAGAACUUAACCUGUUCCCUGCUGGGGAGGGGGGUGUCUGGGAUGUUUCAGAGAGGAAUGAGAGGGUUUGGUUGAGGGAGGUGGAAAGAGGAAGAGACAGAGCAGAGGCCGAGACUGCCGGGGGUGGAGGCUGCGAAUACCACAGGAAAAGUGGAGGAGCAAGGGCAGGAAUUGGGCAGCACCCUCUGAGCACACGCAGAUCUGGGUCUGAUCCCGGGGUCUAUGGGACAAGCUCACAAUGAGGACCGCACAGGUGAUUCAGGAGGAGCUCCACAAUGUGACAGUUUAGCCCUUUCCUCCAGAUCUCUGUGUCCCCCCAUCAUGUCCGGUCCUCACCUCUUCUGGCUGGUUUUAUUGGGGGUCUUGGCACGGAUUUCCGCAGAGGACCCCUGUACAUGCAUCUUCCUGGAGCAAGAGGCGGACUGGUCGCUGCUGGCCUCCGAUCACUGCUGUGUGAACCUCACUCUUUCUGUAAACACCUUGGACUGGAACCUCUUUACCCCCCUCCACAGCCUCCGGGUCUUGGAUCUCUCCAACUCUGGAAUCGAGGAGCUCACAGAGUCCGAGGGGGGGAGGAACCAGACACUCAUUGAGAUCUUGUACAUGGACCACAAUCACCUGAUGGAGCUUCCUGAGGGCUUCUUGAGCAAUGCACCCAACUUGAGGAUUCUUCACCUUGAGUUCAAUGAGCUGCGUCACCUUCCUCCAAACUUCUUACAAGUGUCCGUCCUGAUCCAGGAGCUCCACCUCAGCUACAACAACCUGCACUCCUUCCCCGCUAGUCUCCUCAGACCUUCUCUCACCACUUUUGGCUUCCUCAACAACAGUCUGGACUGCUCAUGUGCCCUCUAUGACCAACUGGAACCCAACUUCCUCGCCAAUGGCACCAGACUUCUGCUGGAUGACGUUGUCUGUGCUUUUCCAAAGGAUGCCAAUGGGCAGAGGAUCCUGGACGUCCCGAGAACCUCUGUCUGCCGUUCCCACGGCCUGACUGUGGCCUUGAUCUGCAUCCCAUUGGUGGCGCUGGUUCUGCUCGUGUGCUGGUAUGUCUGCUGCCGACGACAGAAAGGAGCAUACGCCAACACAAGGCGCGAGUGCAGCCUGGUCACCGUGGAUCGCAAUGGAGCCGGGAAUCGGGGAGAAUAUCAUCACUAUGAACCCCGGCACAACUUCCAAAAAGAGCGCAAGGAACAAGAAAUUCAGCAGUUCAAGGACCCCAUUCUCCUCAGACCGUCUGCUGCCCUCCUGGGAAGCAACCGAGACCUGUACGAGGAGGUGGAGAUCAAACCGGGCACCUCUGCAGACUCCCUGGUGGAAGGCGGUGGACGAGAAGGUCUGGAGGGUGCAGGUCUGAUGCUGGCUGUAGCAGAGGAAGAAGAAGAAGAGCUGGGGCCCGAAGAACCAGAAGUGGAAACUGUCAGCGUGACAGAGGUCAUGAAGGACUCAAGUGACCGAGAGAAACUUUACCUGAACCAGACUACAGACUAUUACAGUCUGGUGCCAGAGAUUGAGUUAGAAGACUCUGACCAUUGUGAGUAUGAGAGCGUCGACCUCACCUGAGCAAGUAUGAGAGCGUCGACCUCACCUCAAUGAGCAGGAGAUCAUCAAACUGUCUAGAGUGAAUAUGAGAGCAUCAACCUCCUCUCAGUGACCGUCAGGCUUGAAAACCAAUGGACUCAAUUAUAAUGUAAGGACUAAUGACUGCGGCAACCAGAACCAGGACUAAGGAUGGUCAGACAGUGCUGAACCUGGACUGAAUCUAUUAUAAUACACUGAGCGGAGCCUAUAAUGCACUGAAUAAAGUCUAUAAUACACUGA